CAAAAUGCAGCGUUUUUGCUCAAGGAAUAAUUUGCUUCUUGCAAAUCUUGGAACAAGGGGAAUACUUAGAAAUGUCACAGCAGCUACAUCGUCGGAAACAUAUUUGAAAAUAAGUGAUAAUCAAAAGAAUGUGGAACCAGAAUCAUACGUUGUUCCGUUCGCCAAAGCCAGGAUAGGAAACUUCUUCCAAGAGAAACCUUCUCUUGGAAAUCAUUAUCGAGAAGAUCACGCGCUGCAGUCAUAUUUAAAGAGGCACAUACCCUCUGAUAUUUUCACUUCUAAAGUGGAACCUGACUUACACAAAUUUGGCCAGAGAGUAACAUCUGAAAUUGUUGACCUUGGUCAACAAUGUGACACAGAGUUGCCGUAUGUCGAACACUUUGACCCUUGGGGCCAACGGAUUGAUCGCCUUGUCACAUGUCCAGCGUGGAAUAAGUUGCAUGACAUCUCUGCAGAAGAAGGGAUCAUCUCUAUAGCCUACAACAGGGAAAUCAAGGAGUACAGUCGUCUCCACCAGAUGGCGAAAGUGUACCUGUUUGCCUCAUUUUCGGGUUUAUAUUCAUGUCCCAUAGCUAUGACAGAUGGGGCAGCUAAAAUAGUAGAGAAUUUAACAACAGAGUACCCAUGGUUGAAGGAGAGGGCCUUUGGACAUUUGACCAGUCGCCAGCCUGGUCAGUUCUGGACCUCAGGACAAUGGAUGACGGAGAGAAAGGGUGGAUCUGAUGUAGCUAAUGGUACAGAGACAAUUGCCAUACCACAAGACGAUGGAAGCUUCCGUCUCCAUGGUUACAAAUGGUUUUCCUCUGCAACUGAUGCUGACAUCACAUUCACAUUAGCUAGAGUUGUCGGGAAGGAUGGACAAACUACAAAGGGGACACGUGGAUUAUCACUAUUUUAUGUAGAAGUUCACAAUGUUGAUGGAAGUCUAAACAACAUACAGAUACAGAAAUUGAAGAAUAAGCUGGGGACAAAACAAGUUCCCACAGCCGAGCUUCUCCUUGAUGGCACUGUUGCUCAUAAGGUGUCAGAUGAAGGUCGAGGUGUGGCAUCCAUUUCAAGUAUGUUGACGUUGUCAAGGAUACACAAUGCUUUGGCAUCAGCUUCAUCAAUGAGAAGAAUGGUCAACACAGCAAGAGAUUACAGCACUCGUCGGUCAGCCUUUGGAAAUGUUCUGAAGAGUUAUCCUCUACAUAUACAGACUCUGGCUAGACUGGAGGUUGAAGUUAGAGGUGCCUUAUUACUUACUCUUGAAGCAGCCAGGUUGUUAGGGAGGGAGGAUGUUGGAAUAGCCACUGAGCAUGAGCAGAUGUUAUUAAGGCUUUUGACUCCUUUGGCCAAACUUUACACAGCAAAGCAGGCGAUGUCAGUCGUUUCUGAAGGCCUGGAAAGCUUUGGAGGGCAGGGCUACAUUGAGGAUACAGGGUUACCUGGCUUACUAAGAGAUUCUCAGGUACUGCCUAUAUGGGAAGGUACGACCAACGUCCUUUCGCUUGAUGUACUUAGAGCUCUUAUGAAGACCAAUGGUGGAGUACUCAAGGUCUGGCAUGAUAAUAUAAUUUACAGAAUUGAAUCUGCUGGUCAACACCAGGAACUCUCACAUGCAGCAGAAAAGGUCACCAAGUGCGCCUCAUCUGUUGUUGACUUUGCUAAAACACAUUCAGAUGUAUUGGACAAUGCAGCUCGAGAUUUUGCCUACAGUUUGUCAAGGACGUUUAUAGGUGCCUUGCUGGUACAGCACGCUGUAGAAGCUGGAUCGGACCCAACAGACAUCUACGCAGCACAAAGAUGGUGCGAGAAAGAUUUGACUCCAGUGAUUACGAACCAGAACAGACGACAUUUUUCCUCUGAGAGCACUGAUCUUGACUUCCAACUGCUGUUCAAAAAUUACCACGAUAGAAGUCGACUAUAAAUCACGGUCACUUGUAGACGACAAUGAUUCUGAAGGCAGAGUUGAAAAAUUUGAUUUCAUAAGGACAAUCAUUGGAAUUACGUUAAACAUAUAGGGCAAAAUUGAAUUUUUGAUUAGAUUUUUAAAAUUACUGAAACAUUUUGCCUGAAAUAUCUAUUAACAUGUAGUGUGUGUUUAUUUUGUGGUUUUGUUUGAUGCAAUGAAUAAUUUCUGAAACAAAGGUAUUUAUGGUGUAAAAAGAACAUAAGCGGUUCUUGUGUUCAAAUGCACCACCAGAACAUGAAGGUUUGUAUUGAUGAAAACAAUGGUGAGCUAAAAAAAACCGAAGAUGAUGUCAUGAUGAACACGUGGAAUAUAUUUGGGCCUCCUUUGCAGAACAAUAUACCUGACACAGACUUUUGUAAACAGAUAAAAUUCUCACGUACAGAUGACCCAAAAUCCGGAUAAGCCAGUUUUUGUAGAUGUGUAGUCAAGGGUAAUGUACAUAUUUAGUUUAGUUGAGUGUUUCUCAGCAGAAAUAUCAGUCAGUUACAUAUCUGAGACCUGCUAUUGUAUUGUAAUUUAUCAAUCUGACCAGUUGAACCAAGAAUGUUCCAUCCCGAAAUAUGGACAAACCUACUGAUUUCAUUUUGCUCUUUGAUGAGCCUCGAAAAAAAGCUUUUCAAAGCCUUUCAAAUAUCUUUCAGGUCUGUUCCAAUUAAAGGCUGAAGGAUUAUAUUUGAAUUGAUGAAGAAGCAGGUUUUCCUUGUGAAACAAAUCAGCCCAGAACAAUGGGAAACUGACUUUUUACUAGACAAAUGUAAAAUACAUGAAGUGGAAACUGACUUUUUACUAGACAAAUGUAAAAUACAUGAAGUGAAAACUGACUUUUUACUAGACAGAUGUAAAAUACAUGAAGUGAAAACUGACUUUUUACUAGACAAAUGUAAAAUACAUGAAGUGAAAACUGACUUUUUACUAGACAAAUGUAAGAUACAUGAUGUGAUUGAAUACCUGGUACGAAAAUAUAUUAAUGAGUGAACAUUUAAAACAAAUUUUUAUAUGCUGUGUGCCUUAAUCGUGUGAUUUUUAUUUGUUUUGUUUUGACAGCGAAGUUGGAAUAAGAAUUUGACAUAUUUUUGUGACAAAGUGCUUCCCAAUUUUCAUUCACGAGACAAUAGAUUGAUCUACUGUAUUAAGUUUAUGCAUCAUAUUGCAAAUUUAGAGAUUGAGUGAUAAAUUUUGUUGUGUAAUUGAUGUAUUUGCAUACUUCCCUGAUAAUAACAAUAGGAAGAUUUUAUGUACCUCUUCCAUUUUAUUUUACGAUGAGGAUGGGACAUUGGUAACGGCCAUCUGGUGUCCACCCAUUCUGUCCCUUUGUGCUGGGAUCAGGUUCUGAAUCAAAUCAACCUUCAGAAGUUGCUCAACAGAUUUGAUACACAUUUAUUUUAUGGUAUCGUAACAUCAGGUUCUGCACCAUAUUGUAGUCAGGUGGUCAUUGGUUAAGGUUAAUGGGUCAAAGGUCACUUUUGACAACUUUUGCAAACUAAUUCAUUAAUAAUGCAUGGGAGAAGGGACAUUCAUGUCUUAAUGACAUAUUUUCUAGUUUAAUUGUAUUUUAAUUGCCAAACUUCAGACCUAGAUACACAGAUAAACUAUCUUUCUGAGACCAGUUUGCUAGCCCUUUAGCCAUUUUUAAUGGAACUUUAGUACCAUUUCUCUGUCAUCUAAACAUAGGGUGUUUAUCAUUAAACUAUAUUUGGUAAUGAACUUACCAUUGUUUAUCAUAGUAUUGGCCGUGUCUGGUAAUAAGCCCACCCUUGGCAAGUUUAUCUGUUAUUAUUUGGUAAUAAUCUUUCCAUUAUCAAAUACCUUUUAGCUGGCCUAUGUUUUUCUGAUAAUACGACCGUGUCUGGUAAUAAGCCCACCCUUGGCAAGUUUAUCUGUUAUUAUUUGGUAAUAAUCUUUCCAUUAUCAAAUACCUUUUAGCUGGCCUUUGUUUUUCCGAUAAUACGACCGUGUCUGGUAAUAAGCCCACCCUUGGCGAGUUUAUCUAUUAUUAUUUGGUGAUAAUCCUUUCAUUAUCUAAUACUUUUUAGCCCUCCUAUGUUUUUCUGAUAAUAUGACUGUCUGGUAAUAAGACCACCCUUGGCUGUUUCUGGUACAUCGUUAUAUUUAUCAUUGUACUAUGUUCAUACAUAAUUAUCCUUGAGCCCAUAUAUCUUUGUUACAUGCCUGGUAAUACAAAUACUCCACUUAUCUGUAGAUCCUUGUAUACUACGUUCUGUAAUAAGCCCAUGUCCUAGAGUUGGACAGUGUGUAUUGGUCUGCUAUGAUGAUUAUAUGAUAAAAAAGUCUGGCCAAUUAAUGCAGCUUGUAACAUAUGGAAUGUGAGUAGAACUUGGAACCUUUUUUAACUUAUUUAGUCUGCGAUAAUUUGAUAGUUUAGAAGCAAGUUAUUAAAAGAUCUGGCUCCGAUGAAUACUUUCAGGUCUAUUUAGAAAAAGAUAUAUGGACUUCGUAUAUUCCAAUCAGAGUAACUUGCUACAUUAAAAAUCAAAUUAAAUAUUCAUUUUGGGCUUUUUCAUUUAUUGUCAUGUAAUUCCCAAAGCCGUGUUGUCUAUUUCAUUUGUACAAUUCUUGUUACUGUUUUUGUGUUUGUUUUCAUAUUGCACAUAGGAAUACUCACUUGCCUGUGAUCAGUAUGGUAAUGAGAGGUGGAUAUGUCAAGUCAUUCUUGUAAUACCAUUUUCGAGCCAAUCACAAAUAUGUACUGUAAAAGAAUGAAUUUUCUUGCUUAAUCAGUUUUUGUUGAUUUCCUAAGUACUUUCAGUCCACGAAUUCAUAUGUCCACAAACUGUUAAAUUUUGUAUAAGAAGCUUUAUUUGGUUUUAUUUAUCCAAGAAAUCAUGUGUCCACAAAAUAGUGAUUUUUUGGAAAACCACGAAAAUUGAAUCCCACAAAAAUAAAUGAUUUCGCAGUAAUAUCCUCCUUGCCCUGUCCACAUAUAGAAUAACCCUUAUUCCUGACAUGUUUCAUAACAAAUGUAUAUACCUGCAUUUCUGAAGUAUGUUACAUUCUUCAAUUGGCUGAAACAAAUUUACAUACGAAUAUUAUUUUUACUUAAUCAUAUAUUGUAGCAAUAUCUGUGAUUCAUACAUUUUCAAUAUACUUGUUAUUAUAGAGUAAAACACUUAUGAUGAAUUCAAGGAAACUUCCAAAUUUUGGAUGCUAGUCUGUUAAUAUCGUAGAGAAUUGUAUUUAUGUCUCAUUGUAGAUUAUAAUGUCAUACGUUAUAAUUAAAGUAUUAUAUUUACCUGUACUCAGAAUGUCAAAGUUUUUAAGUCCCAUUUACAACAAAAACUUGAUGAAUCGUUUGAGUUGAGUUCUGUUUAAUUCAAUGUUUUCCAUUUCAAAUCAAUUUCAUUUUUUUUUAAAUACAUGUACUGUAUAGUCAAUUAUUUUCAUGGAUAUAAUUAUUUUAAUAUCUUGUGGUAUUUAAACAUGAUUGCAAAAAUUUUAUUUUUGAAAUAAUGAAACAUGUGUGAAAGAGAUGUCAUUUUACAUCCAGAUUGCGAUAUUUUAGGUCAGUGAAAUAUAAUUUAAAAAGAAAAUUGCGAAAAAUUUUGACCCAUUAAAAUGACCAGCUAUACCUUACAGAAAUUAAUAUUCAUAAUGAUUCUAAGUUACAAGAUGUGGUUUUGUAUUGACAGUAUAUUCAAGUUUUUGAUCAUUGUUUUAAAAUGAUUCCAAUUGUUAAAAAAAAUGAAUUCCUUUUGUCUUUCUUAAUCACAAUGUCCAAGAUGAAAAAAAGACUUUCUAGAAAUCUGGUUUACUCGAUAAAUGUGAAUAAAGACAUUG
Ylistrum balloti is the source of this 5749-nucleotide messenger RNA. Its product is annotated as acyl-CoA dehydrogenase family member 11-like. The record is from RefSeq and is a predicted model, not a curated record. The transcript has 13 exons. NCBI's taxonomy places the organism in Eukaryota, Metazoa, Mollusca, Bivalvia, Pectinida, Pectinidae. The coding region runs from base 5 to 1909 and encodes 634 amino acids. Gene Ontology annotation, molecular function: oxidoreductase activity, acting on the CH-CH group of donors.